GGCGCCUGUGACAGCGGCACCACUCUGCUUCCGAACCCCGAUCCCGGCGCUGCCCACCUAUUUGGCGCGGGCGCAGCCGCGUCGCCCGGCGGGAUGGGCGGCGAGGCGAGGUCCGCAGAGGCCGUGGGCCCCGAGGGUCGCGUGAAGAGCCUGGGUCUGGUGUUCGAGGACGAGCGCAAGGGCUGCUAUUCGAGCGGAGAGACGGUGGCGGGGCAUGUGUUGCUGGAAGCGGCGGAGCCGCUGGCCCUGCGCGCGGUGCUCUUGGAGGCCCACGGUCGCGCCACUGCCUCCUGGGGCCCCGGCGCCGGCUCCGCGGCCCCGGCCUCCGCCUCGGAGGUGGAAUACCUGAAUGUGCGCCUGAACCUGCGCGAGGCCCCGGCCGGGGAAGGCGUCCUCUCGUUACCGCCCGGAAAGCACGAAUUCCCGUUCAGCUUUCGACUUCCGUCCGACCCCUUAGCCACCUCGUUCGCCGGGAAGCACGGGAGCAUUCGCUACUGUGUGAGGGCCGUCGUGGAGCGGCCCGGGCGGCCCGAGCAGAGCGUCCAGCGGGAACUGCAGGUUGUCAGUCACAUAGACGUCAACACGCCAGCACUGUUAACCCCUGUAUUGAAGACCCACGAGAAGAUGGUUGGCUGUUGGUUCUUCACCUCCGGCCCAGUCUCGCUGAGUGCCAAAAUUGAGAGAAAGGGCUAUUGUAACGGAGAAGCUAUUCCAAUUUACGCAGAAAUAGAGAAUUGUUCCUCCCGGCUGGUUGUCCCCAAAGCUGCUAUUUUCCAAACCCAGACGUAUUUGGCCAGUGGGAAGACGAAGACCGUCCGGCACGUGGUCGCCAACGUGCGAGGGAACCACAUCGCGUCGGGGAGCACCGACACGUGGAACGGGAAGAUGCUGAAGAUCCCCCCCGUCCCUCCGUCCAUCCUGGACUGCUGCAUCAUCCGAGUAGACUAUUCCUUAGCUGUGUAUAUUCAUAUUCCUGGUGCUAAGAAACUGAUGCUGGAGCUGCCCUUGGUGAUCGGCACAGUCCCGUACCACGGCUUCGCCAGCAGGAACUGCAGCGUGGCCAGCCAGUUCAGCGCGCACGGGAGCUGGUGGGCCCUGGCACUGCCCGAGCGGCCUGAAGCACCCCCGGACUACACGGACGUCGUGUCGGAGGAGGAGCUCUCCGGGCGCGGUGACCCUGGCGCCGCGCCGCCCAGAUGGGGGGCAGAGGCGCUGUGCCCCCCGUUCGCCUGCAUUCCGGACUUCCGCUUCCAGCCUCCGCCUCUUUACUCAGAGGUCGAUCCGCAUCCUAGUAACGCAGAGGAGGCCCAGCCCGUUUCCUUCAUCCUGUGACCGUUCCCAGAAAUCACUGUGAUCGCCCCCAAGGGGGAACAUCGGCCCUUUCCCCGCCUCUUGGGCUGGAGGGCGGGAAGAUUCGCUUAAGAACGAAAAUGAAUGUCGGCACCAAGACAUUAAAAGAGCAUGUGAACCGUCCAGCAGGCCGACAGGAUCAUUGUCCGAGGUUAUAGUGGGGCCAUGUGUCCCCCGGAAGAACAGAAGCCCCUGGAAGCUGCAGAGAGCAGGGCAAGAACUCGGUGUGACCGGAAGAACCGCUGUCUGCGUGAGGGUUCCCGGAGUGGAGCGGAGGGAUGGGGCCCUGGGGGGCCUGAUGGUGAGGCCGGGACGUGGAGGGCAGGAAGUGGUUGCCCCCGAGGCCCCACCGAGGUCCCCCACCCGCAGCCUGCGGGGGGCCCGCUCCUGAGGCUGCGGUCGCCGGAGGUCCUAAUGAAGUGGCUCAGCUUCCGCUUUUUCUGGGCCCAUUGGAAACGUUCCUAUAAAUGGGCAGUAGAGUGUUACGAACCCAGGAAAGGGUCCCUUGAAAGGCUUGUAAGCGCCAAGGGGAAAGAUGAACCACAGCGUGGGAACACUGUUCGUCCAAGGGUGUGAUUUUUACCCCCUUUGAGUACUUGAACAGGAUCCAUGUCUGCGUUUCCUCACGCCUCCUUGACCUGAGAUCAUGCUGGACAGAGAAGCGGGGAAAGGCUGCGUCCUUAGGAUGCCGUGGUAACCACGCGCGCGAGAGAGAGACAGAAAGGGCUUCUUCCUAACCUACCUCCAGCAGGCGAUCAGAUUGGCUUUAAAGCUCGGCCUGAUGAGUACGUGGAGGGCCUGCCGCCUGGCGGUGCCCCCUGAGCUCACCGCUCACCGCGCGGGAGGCCGAGCCCAGGGCAGCCCCCGUGUGGCUGGCGCUGGAUGGAAGUUCAGGUAGCUGUACCAAAGGGUAUUUCACAAUAAAUGCAAGAUCGAAAGAGGGUGGAAAUGCCAUUUUAUAAAAAGGCACGAAUUAGAUUCCUGCCCGGGGACGGGCGUCUCCUGAGAGCAGUCACUGCCUGCUACCUUGUCAGCCCAAUUCUUUACUAAUUCUCUUGAAACUGUGAUUUUGUUCAUUGUUCCGGUGCAAUAUUUGAUCAGCGCUUCACCUCAGGCUAUGGAGACCCACAGGAGCACGUGGCCGCUGCAAAUCUGAGGAGCGUUCUUCCUGUUGCCCUCCACCCUCUUGGCCACGGUCGCCUUGCCCUCUGCUCUGCUGGCUUGUGAGCUGGGGAGGCAGCGAUCCCUGCAUGGGGACCGGGGACCCAGGACCCGCUGAGGGCUCCCCGCUCCCAAGGGUUUGAUGGGGGGCCCUGCUGCUUCCUGUGCAGAGCGCGCUGCUUCACUCACCAGAACGGUGAGUUCAGUGAGGAACAGGAGGGUUCUCUUGACGUUAAACGUUGCAUUUAAAAGCUAGCUGGCCAUUGGCAGGGAUUUCUCUUCACGUGCGCGGUGAGUGGGUGCGUGUCAG
This is a messenger RNA of Pteronotus mesoamericanus, 2821 nucleotides long. It is a transcript of the gene ARRDC4, whose product is annotated as arrestin domain containing 4. Gene Ontology annotation, biological process: protein transport. Bases 94 to 1332 code for a protein of 412 amino acids. The record is from RefSeq and is a predicted model, not a curated record. Gene Ontology annotation, molecular function: ubiquitin-like ligase-substrate adaptor activity. The transcript has 8 exons. NCBI's taxonomy places the organism in Eukaryota, Metazoa, Chordata, Mammalia, Chiroptera, Mormoopidae. Gene Ontology annotation, cellular component: plasma membrane; cytoplasm.